ACAUUAUCUAAAUCACACAAAUUUACAACAUCCUUCUAGCCAUUCUUACUUCAGUUUUUUUCCCCUCAACUUUACCAAUGGCUUCCAAUUUUCAAUGUUUUCUCAAAAUCUUUCUUCUCAUCUCUGUUUUUCAUCUUUCUUUAGCUGCUAGGAAUCUGAAUGAGCUUGUUCAGGACCAGUCUCAGCUUCUUCACUACCACAACGGUCCUUUACUCUAUGGUAAAAUCUCUGUCAAUCUCAUUUGGUAUGGCCACUUCAAACCAUCCCAAAAGGCCAUUAUCACUGAUUUCUUCACCUCAAUUUCUUCUCCAUCUUCACAACCCAACCAACCUUCCGUUUCCGGAUGGUGGAAAACCACUGAAAAAUACUAUCAUCUCACCUCAAACAAGAAAGCUUCACAGCUUUCUCUUUCUCUAAGUAAGCAAAUUCUCGACGAGAAUUACUCACUUGGAAAAUCACUCACAAGCAAAAACCUUAUCGAGUUAGCUUCUAAAGGAGACAACAAAGACUCCAUUAACGUUGUUCUAACAUCCGCUGACGUGGCUGUGGAACGCUUCUGUAUGGACCGAUGUGGGACUCACGGUUCUUCUUAUUCUUCUUCUGUUCCUAUUAAGGGUAAGAGUUACAAAUUCGCUUACAUUUGGGUUGGUAAUUCCGAAACACAAUGUCCAGGUCAAUGCGCGUGGCCAUUUCACCAACCUAUCUACGGGCCUCAAAGCCCACCUUUGGUUUCCCCAAACAACGACGUGGGCCUUGACGGAAUGGUGAUCAAUUUGGCUAGUCUUUUGGCUGGAACUGCAACAAACCCUUUCGGAAAUGGGUACUUUCAGGGUCCCUCUGAGGCUCCUCUUGAAGCUGCUUCUGCUUGUCCCGGUGUUUAUGGUAAAGGUGCAUACCCUGGUUAUGCUGGUGAUUUGCUUGUUGAUUCGACUACUGGUGCUAGCUACAACGCAAAUGGUGAUAAUGGAAGGAAGUAUCUUCUUCCUGCUUUGUAUGAUCCUUCUACAUCUUCUUGCUCAACUCUUGUGUGAGGGAAGGAUUUAGCUUAGUUACUCUGCCACUACUGCUACUAUGUUAGGAACAAGUUAUUAAGUAGAAAGUUGAUGUACAAAUAAUCAAUUAUGUAGGAUUAAUUCAUUUAUUUUUUUAUAGUAUCUUUUAAUUUUGAGGAUUUUGUAAUGAUGAACAAGCAAAUGUACUAUGGUUUGCUGUUUAAAUAUAUUGAUCUUUUUAGCA
Lathyrus oleraceus (garden pea) is the source of this 1236-nucleotide messenger RNA. Its product is annotated as protein PHOSPHATE-INDUCED 1. The record is from RefSeq and is a predicted model, not a curated record. NCBI's taxonomy places the organism in Eukaryota, Viridiplantae, Streptophyta, Magnoliopsida, Fabales, Fabaceae. Bases 78 to 1031 code for a protein of 317 amino acids. The transcript has a single exon.